Messenger RNA from Onthophagus taurus, 3797 nucleotides. It is a transcript of the gene Nrk, whose product is annotated as Neurospecific receptor kinase. Gene Ontology annotation, biological process: protein phosphorylation; positive regulation of kinase activity; cell surface receptor protein tyrosine kinase signaling pathway. The record is from RefSeq and is a predicted model, not a curated record. Gene Ontology annotation, cellular component: signaling receptor complex; plasma membrane. NCBI's taxonomy places the organism in Eukaryota, Metazoa, Arthropoda, Insecta, Coleoptera, Scarabaeidae. Gene Ontology annotation, molecular function: ATP binding; Wnt-protein binding; transmembrane receptor protein tyrosine kinase activity.
GCUUUAGUACAUUUUACAUAGUAACAUUUUUUGUCUACCAAAUUACUAGACACAACAACAGGUUAUAAAACCAAAGUAUUUAUCAAUCGUAAUGUGAUUCUUUAACAAUAUCAUUGCCAAAAAAACAAAUCAAAAAUGUAUUUUCCACUGAUACCUAUUUUUCUACCAAUGAUUUAUUCAGCUUCCGCUAUGCAAACGGAUUUUUGCGUUGUAUACGGUGGAAAAAUCUGCAAAAAUUAUAUGCGCGAUACAAUGGUUUAUAAGAACGGCACGAACGAUAUCAACGAGAAUAUAACAGCCGGUCUGUGGGAAGAAAUGGUUGUAAAAUUAAAAGAGCCAUGUAAGAGUGCCGCCGAAAAACUAUUAUGUAUGUAUGCAUUUCCGUUGUGCAACGAAAUGGGAAAACCUCUACCGCUCUGCUACGAAGAUUGUUUGGUUGUCAAAGAACAAUUUUGUUACAACGAUUGGUUGUUGAUCGAAGCGAAUAAAAAGAGGAAUGUGACUUAUAAAUCAAAGGGACAUUUUCAGUUACCAAUUUGUGAUGAUUUACCAAAGUAUAAAGAUAAUAAUAGUUCAUGUUCUUAUGCUAAUUUAAUGGAUAUAAAACAAGAUGAAGUUACAUAUGAUUGUGUAAAAGGAAGAGGUCGUUUUUAUCAAGGUACUAUGAAUGUGUCACAAAGUGGUUUACCUUGUCAAAAUUGGGAAUCGCAAACUCCUCACUCUCACAUACACCCACCAAUGUUUUUACCAGAAUUACAAGGUGCUGAAAAUUAUUGCAGAAACGCCGGAGGUGCAGAACCAAUGCCCUGGUGUUUUACAAUGAACAGUACUGUUCGUUGGCAACAUUGUAACAUAACAAGAUGUUCAAACGAGACCAAAAGCCCAAAAGAAGAUGUUAAACCCCCAAUAACAAUGGAUCAAUAUUUAACACCUACUUAUAUAAUAGUUGGAGCAAGUAUUGGGUUAAUACUGAUAUUAAUUUGUUUGUUAUCGGUAUUAUUGUGUCAUCGAAUUCAUAAACAUCGAUUGGGUUAUAACCCGACUGGAAAUACAGAUGUGACUAUCGAUUUGGAUAAAUUACCAAAUAACGCAACAUACCAUAAUUCGGGGGCGCGUUUAAAUCCGAAAUUAGAACGUUUAGAGUUUCCUAGAAACAAUAUUAUAUAUAUAAAAGACUUAGGACAGGGGGCGUUUGGUAGAGUUUUUCAAGCCAAAGCGCCAGAUUUAGUUUCAGGUGAAGAAUUUACUUUGGUUGCUGUUAAAAUGCUUAAAGAUGACGCGACUGAAGACUUACAAGAUGAUUUCGAGAAGGAGGCGUGUUUACUAGCUGAAUUUGAUCACCCAAAUAUCGUAAAACUUCUAGGGGUUUGCGCUAUUGGGCGGCCAAUGUGUUUACUCUUUGAAUACAUGGGUAAAGGCGAUUUAAACGAAUAUUUGAGAAAGUGUUCACCCACUUAUCUUCCAAGAAGCGUUGAUGAACGCGAUUCCAAGGAAAACCAAUUGAAUCAUGUCGAGCUAUUAGAAAUUGCACUUCAAAUCGCUUCCGGAAUGGUUUAUCUUUCAGAACGGAAAUUCGUACACCGUGAUCUUGCCACAAGAAAUUGUUUAAUUAACGAUGAUAUGGUUGUAAAAAUUGCCGAUUUUGGAUUAUCACAAAAAAUUUACUUACAGGAUUAUUAUAAAGGAGAUGAACAUGAUGCGAUUCCGGUUAGAUGGAUGCCUUUAGAAAGUAUUCUCUACAAUAAAUACACGUUAGAAUCGGACGUAUGGGCUUUUGGGGUGUGUUUAUGGGAAAUUUUUUCGUUCGCUCUCCAACCGUACUUCGGGAUGACACAUGAGGAGGUUGUCAAGUAUUUGAAGGCGGGUCAUAUGCUACUUAGUCCGGAAAAUACUCCGGCACCCGUUUAUGAAAUAAUGCGAAUGUGUUGGGCUCAAAAACCCGCAGACAGGCCGAAUUUUAAAGUUAUCUUUAACGCAUUGCAUAAUAUUUAUAAUACAAUGAUCUCUUUGCCGCAGCAUCAUUAAUUUACUAUUAUAUUGUAGUUUUGUUCCAACACAUACACAAUUUAAAACGCCGGUUUGAGUAUUUAUUAAUAAGUGUACAGCUUAGUCCAAACUAGAAUAGUUUAGAUCUCAUUUUAUCUAAAAAUUGGACCACUUUGUACACAUUUAUCCUACUUAAUUUAACACAUUCACUUGAGGACACAUCUUUAUAUAUAUAUAUAUAUAUAUAUACACUGGCAGUACAAUCCUGUGAAAUCCUUGAUCUCACGGAUAACCUGUCUUCAUUCAUAGCUGGUAGAGCUCUUGGUAUGUAUCCUUCAUUCGCCUCGCUCACAGAUGGGACCGUAUAUGCGACGAAGUACCUGUUGAGGAAUUGCUCAUCUCUCACUGUCAUCACCCACGUCUCGCUCCCAUACAUUAUCACUGGUCUUACACUGGUACGGUAUAUUUGGUCUUUGGUUCUCCGCGACAGUAGUCAGUAAUUAAUAUAUUAAUUGGUGCCUGCACUGUAUUGAGGUUUCUAUUUCUUGGUAUAAACAUAUAUUUUGUCUUCCCCUCGUUAACUGCAAGCCCAGCUCUUUUUGGUUCUUCCUCAAACUGUGCAAAGCUUUCCACUACUUGUCAGCAGAUCAACAUCUCCAGCUUACCGGUUCGACCAGGCUGUCCCUGGCGAAGCCUAAUACCUUAUCUUUCCAUUACUUGACUAAAGAGGAAAAUUUGGUCCAUCGUUGAUGAAAUACCAGUAUGUAGAAUGCUAUGUUUAAAAGCGUGAUUCUUCUAAAGUUAUCGCAGCUGGUCUUAUGUAUCGGGCAGAUGAUUCCGAUUUUCCAUUUCUAUCAUACAAGUUCUAAGUCAUGUUCUCUUCUUACACCUAAACAUUAAUACAUACCAUUACACCACUAUAAUAAAGUAGUGUGGAGAUGGUCCAACAGGGAAUGUGUUAAAUGUUAUUUAUUAACUUUUUUAUUAUUUAUAAUGGACUUGUUAUUUUGUACAAUAAAAAGAAACGGCUGCAAUUGUGAGAUUGCAUAAAUAAAGAUAAAGCUCAACGUAAAUAAAGAAAAUGUAAAUCGCACAAAAUGUAAAUUGUAUUGCUCGUAGAUAGGAGGAAUUUUAUUUUGAAGCUUAUGAUCACUAUGUACUCUCGAUUUAAGGAACCAUCCUCAGGAGUUAAGAUGUGCUAAAAUGAAACCAACAUUUUCUAAAAGAAUUCUAAACCCGAAUAAAAAGUACAAUUCGGAAAUAUUAAAAUGGCAGCGUGUAAUGUAAUGAACGGAGGAGUUUUAUGUCCGAAAGACUGAUUUAAAAUGUUUUUUUUUAAUUUCAUUUCAAGGUUAUUUAAUGUUUUGACCAAAAUAAUAGCAUGUUAUUGUGGUAAUUAAAAUUACUUUGACCGAUUUUAUAAAGCUACGAUUUAUUGCCAUUUUAUUAAACUUUGACGUAAAUUGAAACAAAUAGCAAAAUUAAUCAGACCAAAAAGAACUCGUUAUGGUUCGCCGUGUGAUAAGAUUUCAUAAUAAUGGAAAAUUAGUAAUGGUUUUAGGUAAUGGAAACACCCAACCACACGAAAUAAAAUUCCUUUUCUUAUUUUUUGUGUCAAAAUAUGCAUACAAUUUAAGAAAUUCGUUACAAUCCGUUUCGUGAAUUCCAAAAUAAAUUUUUAGAUAAGAAGUUGUGUAUAUCUGUGAAUGUGAAUGUAUUUCUUUUUUAUAUUUAUACAAAUAUUUAAGCUUUGGAAUUUUUUUAUACACUUUGUUUUUUAUGUAUGUAAUAUAUACCGGAACUGUAUGAUU